This is a messenger RNA of Suricata suricatta (meerkat), 2579 nucleotides long. RefSeq names its product cyclin dependent kinase like 2 (gene CDKL2). NCBI's taxonomy places the organism in Eukaryota, Metazoa, Chordata, Mammalia, Carnivora, Herpestidae. Gene Ontology annotation, biological process: protein phosphorylation. Gene Ontology annotation, cellular component: nucleus. The coding region runs from base 496 to 2205 and encodes 569 amino acids. The record is from RefSeq and is a predicted model, not a curated record. Gene Ontology annotation, molecular function: cyclin-dependent protein serine/threonine kinase activity; ATP binding. The transcript is spliced from 14 exons.
UUCGCCCAGGGCUUGCUGGAGCCAGGCAGGUUCGCAGACUCCAGGGACUGGGCACCUUCCGAGCUGGCAGACGGUGCCUUCCCACCCAGCUAAUUUCUUCCAGGUCUUGGCCUCAACAGGCGUAUUGGUGCCUGCCUUGGACGCAUUCCGACCUGGGCUGUACCUCUCUCUCGAGGCUGAGCCUAUGGUUGGGGCAGAGUGAGGUCGUUGCCUUGACGACGACAGCAUGCGGCCCGCGGUCCUCCAGAGUGUGAACCUGCGGCAGGCCGAGGCCAAUCUGCCUCCCUGCCGGAUUCACUUGGGACCCGUGACUGUGUCCACAGAAGAAAUCAUAACAGCUCCGGAAUCGCUGGUUUGCUAGUCAGCAUCCUUCAGCCCUGCGAGCGAGAUGCAUUUCACCUCAAAUUUGUUUCCAGGUUGAAAACCUUUGGGUCUUUCCGUGCGAAAGGAUUUUAAAGAAACACAGGAAGAAUUUGCUUUGUUUUUGAAUUAAUAAUGGAAAAGUAUGAGAAUCUAGGAUUGGUUGGAGAAGGGAGCUAUGGAAUGGUGAUGAAGUGUCGGAAUAAAGAUAGUGGAAGAAUUGUGGCCAUCAAGAAGUUCUUAGAAAGCGAUGAUGACAAAAUGGUUAAAAAAAUUGCUAUGCGAGAAAUCAAGUUACUAAAGCAACUGAGACAUGAAAAUCUGGUGAAUCUGUUGGAAGUGUGUAAGAAAAAAAAACGAUGGUACCUAGUCUUUGAAUUUGUGGACCAUACAAUUCUUGAUGACUUGGAGCUCUGUCCAAAUGGACUAGACUACCAACUGGUUCGGAAGUAUUUGUUUCAGAUUAUUAAUGGAAUUGGUUUUUGUCACAGUCACAAUAUCAUACACAGAGAUAUAAAGCCAGAGAAUAUAUUAGUCUCCCAAUCUGGCGUUGUCAAGCUCUGUGAUUUUGGAUUUGCACGAACAUUGGCAGCCCCUGGGGAAGUUUACACUGAUUACGUGGCAACCCGAUGGUACAGAGCUCCAGAGCUGUUGGUUGGUGAUGUCAAGUAUGGCAAGGCUGUUGAUGUUUGGGCCAUUGGCUGUCUGGUAACUGAAAUGCUCAUGGGGGAACCCCUUUUUCCUGGAGAUUCUGAUAUUGAUCAGCUAUAUCAUAUUAUGACAUGUUUAGGUAAUCUAAUUCCAAGACAUCAGGAGCUGUUUUAUAAAAAUCCUGUGUUUGCUGGAGUAAGGUUGCCUGAAAUCAAGGAAACAGAACCUCUUGAGCGACGCUAUCCCAAGCUCUCUGAAGUUGUGAUAGAUUUAGCAAAGAAAUGCUUACAUAUUGACCCUGACCAAAGACCCUUCUGUGCUGAGCUCCUGCACCAUGAUUUCUUUCAUGUGGAUGGAUUUGCUGAGAGGUUUUCUCAGGAACUACAGUUAAAAGUACAGAAAGAUGCCAGAAAUAUUUCUUUAUCUAAAAAAUCCCAAAGCAGAAAGAAGGAAAAGGAAAAAGAUGAUUCCUUAGGCGAAGAUAGGAAAACGCUUGUGGUACAGGAUACCAAUGCUGAUCCCAAAAUUAAAGAUUCUAAAGUGUUUAAAAUAAAAGGGUCAAAAAUGGAUGGAGAAAAAGUUGAAAAAGUCAGUCGCGUUUCAAAUGCCAGCUGUCUCCCUGACAAAGGGAUGAGCUACACCAAAACAGUGCCUUCCACAAGCCUCAGAGAUUGCGGCGACGGCAGUGUGGAUCACACCAGAAAUCCCGGCGUGGCAAUCCCCCCGCUCGCGCCCAAUCUUUCUGCGGUGGCUGCUGGUGUUAAUUCUGGAAUGGGGACUAUCCCAGAAGUUCAGAGUUACAGAGUGGAUGAGAGAACCAAGAAGUAUUGCAUUCCAUUUGUUAAACAACAUAAACAUUCUCCAUCAGGCAUUUAUAAUAUUAAUGUGACCACAUCAGUCACAAGCGAAAAGAGCCUACUUCAGGCAAAUAAGAAAAGAAGGGAAUACUCAAAGACAGAUGUCCGUUUGCCUGAACUGAACUAUAAUCAUCUCCCUGAAUUAAGAGCCUUGGAAGGCGUUGCUCGAAAUUCCAGGUUAAUAAGGAAGGAGAACAAAAAUCUCACAGAAUCUCGAAUUCCUUCUCUGGCCACUAUCGACCUGCACACCCCCAGUACUGCAUUACAUCAGGUUUCAGGACCUCCCCUGUCAGAUGAUUCAGAGGCUGACUUGCCUCGAAUGGAACACCAGCACUGAGAGCCAUUUUGGUUCUGAACUGGAUGCCACUCCAGCCCUGGAGGUAACAUUCGUGUGCUACAAAAGUGCUAACAUCCUACAAAGAGAGACUUGUGGUUUUGGUCAUUUACUUCUGAAAUAUCUGCAUUUUCUGGGAAAAGCCUUGUCGAAGAAAAAACACAAAGACUUCCAAGUGUUUUGAAGGAAGAUUGAACAAGUGCCCCUCCCCCACUGCUAUCCCGUCACCGGUCAAGGCACUGUUUCUAUUUCUAGCUAUAUCCAAUGGAGGAAUAGUGAUGUGGUUCUUGUUCCACAAAUGUGUAUUUACUGUUAGUAGAUUGUGAUUUAAAAUUACCCAAGAUUAAAAAUUCGUUUAAAAAGGGAGAGAAACAUUA